AUGGCGUCAUCGUCCAGCAGUGGCCUAACAUUCAAGCUCCAUCCUCUCGUCAUAUUAAACAUCUCCGAUCACUACACACGGAUCAAGGCCCAAUCCCAGCCACCUCCCACCACCUCCGCCGCCAACGACGCUGUUUCCCCUCCGCCUCCACCGCGAGUUUUUGGCUGCGUUAUUGGCGUUCAGCGGGGCCGCACUGUCGAGAUUUUCAACAGCUUCGAGCUCCUCUAUGACCCGUCCACCCACACCCUCGACCGCGCUUUCCUUGAGAAGAAACAAGAGCUCUAUAAGAAGGUAUUUCCACAUUUUUAUGUGCUGGGAUGGUACUCGACAGGGAGUGAUGCGCAAGAAUCUGAUAUGCACAUUCACAAAGCUCUGAUGGAUAUUAAUGAGAGUCCUGUAUAUGUUCUUCUCAAUCCUUCUAUCAAUCAUGCACAGAAAGAUCUGCCAAUUACUAUUUAUGAAAGUGAGUUGCACGUUAUUGAUGGCAUCCCACAGCUUAUCUUUGUUCAAUCAAGCUACAUAAUAGAGACGGUUGAAGCUGAACGAAUCUCAGUUGAUCAUGUUGCUCAUCUUAAACCGUCUGAUGGUGGUUCAGCUGCAACUCAACUGGCUGCUCACCUUACUGGCAUACAUAGUGCCAUCAAGAUGCUGAAUAGCAGAAUCAGAGUACUUCAUCACUAUCUUCUUGCAAUGCAGAAAGGUGAUCUUCCUUGCCAAAAUUCCUUGCUAAGGCAAGUAUCUAGUCUCUUAAGAAGAUUGCCUGCCAUUGAGUCAGAAAAAUUUCAAGAUGAUUUCUUGAUGGAAUAUAAUGACACGUUGUUGAUUACUUACCUUGCCAUGUUCACCAAUUGCUCGAGCACAAUGAAUGAGAUGGUCGAUAAGUUCAACACUGCUUAUGACAGGCAUAGUAGGAGAGGUGGACGGUCGGCUUUCAUCUGA
Fraxinus pennsylvanica is the source of this 939-nucleotide messenger RNA. NCBI's taxonomy places the organism in Eukaryota, Viridiplantae, Streptophyta, Magnoliopsida, Lamiales, Oleaceae. The record is from the annotation of a GenBank genome assembly.